AUGCCGGUUUGCCCUCACACUGGUGAGGCUACAGAGGUUCCAUGCAAUACGAGCUGUUUCAAAGAUCCCGGCGUGCCGAUCAAAUACCCGGAGUACAUCUCGCAUCGCUCGCUGGCGUGGAA
Messenger RNA from Symbiodinium pilosum, 122 nucleotides. The record is from the annotation of a GenBank genome assembly. NCBI's taxonomy places the organism in Eukaryota, Dinophyceae, Suessiales, Symbiodiniaceae.